Molecule: messenger RNA, 1197 nt
Organism: Gigantopelta aegis
Lineage: Eukaryota; Metazoa; Mollusca; Gastropoda; Neomphalida; Peltospiridae
Exons: 2
Coding region: 1-1197 (398 amino acids)
Biological process (GO): positive regulation of DNA-templated transcription
Cellular component (GO): nucleoplasm; chromatin
Molecular function (GO): ubiquitin-protein transferase activity; zinc ion binding
Source: RefSeq, a predicted model, not a curated record
AUGGUAGCGCUGGGUAACGCUGUCACAAGACGUGUCAACAAGCCAGGGCGGAGAAGCAAGUCCACAGUGGAGAAAUAUUGUGAUAAACAUAAGGAUGAGAAACUGAGAUUUUAUUGUACGUCGUGUAGUAAAGUGAUUUGUCGAGACUGUAAACUAACAGACGUUGAAGGUCAUAAGACAAAAGACAUCGCCGAUGUUGUUGAGAAAGCUCGAACUAGCUCAGCGAAAACGAAAGUAGAACUAGAAAAGUUUAAAGCAAGAAUAGAAAAAUCGAUUGACCACAUAGAUGAUAACAAUACUGAAACGUCUAAACAUAUAAACGAUGUUAAAGAAGAAAUAAACAAACUUGCCGAUUCACUGGUUGAGAUGAUAAACACCGAGCGUCGUAAAGAGAUAGACAGAGUGGCAGACAUACAGCAAUCACACGGAAAGAAAUGUUCAGAUGAGCAGUAUAGAUUAAAACAAAGAAAAUAUUUUCUACAGAGUCAGAUUGAUCACACAGACGACAUGUUGAAAGAUGGACUUGACUGUGACGUGUUGGCAGCUGACAGCGAGAUGAAACAACGACUGGCAGAGAUACAGAAAGAACAACAGUCUGACUCUGAUCCAGGUGUGCUGGAUGUUGUCAGGUUUGCCGUCCGUAACGUUAUGACACUCACAUUUCCAAUGGCAAGUAAAACUAAUUUAUCAUACAAUUUUAAGGGUCGUAUUGAUACAGCCUAUCCCUGUGAAAGUGUGCGUUCUAUCACUUGCACGAAAAACCAAACGGUACUGUUUACAUAUAGCAAAGAAUCUAAUCACUUUCUUUGUCUCUUUGACACAUCGUCCAGAGAGGUAAUAUCGAAGUUUGAAUUUAAUCUGGAUGAGUUGAUAAAUGAAGGAGAUCAUGGUGUGAUAGAGAAAUACAACAGAGAAAGCAAAGACAACAAAAUACCUGCAAAUGAUCACACAGACCUGAAGAAACCAUUUCCGUACAAGGACACCAAUGACAAUGGUGACACGUGCUGUGUUAUCAAGGAGCAUAACUGGGUUGGGAUUCAAACUGUCAGCGGAGAUGUCCGAACACUGACCUUCGACCCAUUUGCUGAACCAGGACAGUUCAGACCUGUAGAUGUGUACUGGGGAAACAAUCAGGAAAUCUUUAUAGCGGACAGUGAUGCAAAUAUGAUUAUUCUGUGCAGUCUUCAACAUGGAUGA